Messenger RNA from Maniola jurtina (meadow brown), 9604 nucleotides. It is a transcript of the gene sol, whose product is annotated as calpain-D. Gene Ontology annotation, biological process: proteolysis. The record is from RefSeq and is a predicted model, not a curated record. Gene Ontology annotation, molecular function: calcium-dependent cysteine-type endopeptidase activity. Bases 98 to 4480 code for a protein of 1460 amino acids. NCBI's taxonomy places the organism in Eukaryota, Metazoa, Arthropoda, Insecta, Lepidoptera, Nymphalidae. Gene Ontology annotation, cellular component: cytoplasm. The transcript is spliced from 21 exons.
CAACAUGGUGGAUCAGCUGUUUUCAUUUUUCGUGAGGCCGAAAUUGUUUUUGUAAAAAGACGUAUUGUUAUGGUCACAUAGCCAUGUGUGAAUUAAAAUGGGCUCAAUCGCAUCUGUGCUGCAAUGGCAUUGUCAGGCGUGCGGUCAAAUCAAUCCUACGGAGAGUGUGAAAUGUUUGAAAUGUGGUAUAAAGAGAGUAUCUGGUCAUGACAGUGAGAUUUCAAAACGAUAUUGCACCGAUUCCUCUUCUGAAUACGCAUCGCGGACUGAAAAGAGUGGCGGAACUACCCCUGGCUCGGAGGCAAUCGUCAUACCGACAACAAACAAUUUCAAUAGUGGAUGGUCGUGCGUGGGCUCCGCGCCGCUGGCGAGCCGCGCGUGGCGCUGCGGUUGCGGCCUGCGCAACGUUUCUGCCUCUUGGCGCUGUGCGGCUUGCGACACGAUCGCGCCCCAUGCGCCGGUUUACAGAUUGUCCGAUGACGAGGAUCAAUCUUCAGGGAUGACUGACAAGGAUAAGUCUGAUCAAGACCACAGUAUGAUAAGAUCCAACACACUAGCGGUCCCAUCGUAUAAACCUUCGUCAAGUUACUCUGGCGGUCGCCCUCUGAACCUCGACGUUCAGUCCUUACGUUUAUCCCCCACGCAGAUAACUGAUCAUGCGCACGGAGUCACUAGAUCUCUAUCCCAUGGCUCAGUUAUAAAUUCUCAGCACAAAUGGUGGAAUGUGGAAGAAACCAGAGGGACUAUAAAUAGGCCCACGAGUCUGCUGGUUUCAGAAAGAUACGGGACCUCCUCCUGUACUCCGAGAGAAUCAUUUUUGAGGAGUCUCCACACAGUGACGAGACGUCCAAAGAAAUGUAACGAAAGCAAAUCGAAUUGGGAGUUGAAUUACGUCAAAGAAUAUCAAAGGGAGCAGAGUAGAGCGUUACAUUUGAAGAAAUGGGCGUGCAGUAAAUGUACUCUAGAGAAUUCGGGGAUCAGGACCCAUUGCGAAGCCUGCUUGUCCCCGAGAAUUUCUCCACUAUCCCGUAUUUCUAAUACUAGAGGUCUCAGUGUCACUACCUUGGGUAGACACGAGACGGUGAGUGGGAGAGAUGGAGCGACAUCAUUACCAUCGUCUGGUGGUAUUAUGAUCACCGUCCCUGAUUGGCCACAGUCCACAAACUUGGGGGAUUCCUUCCAAAGGUCAAUCAGCGCUCAGAACUCCCCAGAAACUCGGCCGACGUAUCGCCGGUCGUUUUCCGAGCAGAAUAACGAAAACCGACCAGUCGGCAAAGUUAUAUCAAGCAGACGCAGUCUUAACGACUACCAACGUUCUUUAGCAAGUUACUGCGGUACUUUAACUAAGCCAGACGAAAGAGUUGAUAAAAAAGAGGAAUCGACAGAAUUGAUUGACAAAGAAUGCAGUUGGGACACGAAUGCUGAAGGCGUCAUAUAUGCACUACCCAAUAAGGGGAAGUACAAGGAUUUGAACCUCCAAUUGCAGGUUAAUAAUAAUGGGACAAGAUACUCGUAUGUAUCGGUUCAGGAUACCAAAACUGUGAUGAGUAACUCCCAGAAUGAAGUACUAUAUUCCAAUGAUAUCGGAGAAGGUGAUUACGCCAGGAUCGAUGAGUUGUUAGGCGCGGAGAACUGUAUAUCUCCGAUUGGUGAAAGUAACUUAAGGACCUCGCACAUCAGUGCGGCGAAAGAGCCGGGCAAAGUGUUUAACAUGCUGCCCUCUGUGGGCAAAGUGUCGCAUAAUCCUCGGGAGCCGUCUAAAGUGCCUUCUAUUCAGCAAUCCUCGCGCGAGUCGAGCGGAGCCGCGCGCAUGUGGCAGUGCAGCGAGUGCUGGUUCGCGUACAACGCGUGGGGCGCGCGCUGCGACGUGUGCCGGAGCGCUAGGCCUCCGCACGCCGUCACGCUCGCCCCGCCGCCGGAGAGGGAGCAACCGAGGAGCAGAAACAACUCCACGUCUGAAGCGAGCGGCCCAAAACCGGAGCUGAAUCGCAAUGAGCCUCUGAAGAAAUUGACGGUACCCAUCGCUUCAUUGGAUCAUGACCUCAAUAGCGACGAGCUUUUAUUUGCUGUUGACCCAACGCCAACGCCCAACGCGGACGCAAUAACUUGGACGUGCGGUCGCUGUACGUUGGUCAACGAGUCCAACGCGACAGCCUGCGCGGCCUGCGCUGGCUCCAGACCUGAGCCGCAUACGCAUUGGUCAUGCAGCUCUUGUACGCUACGGAACCCCCUAUCAGCAAAUCUGUGCCUCGCGUGCAAGACCCCGCCCGUGCCCAAACACGGCGUGCCGAGCUCUUCGGCCGAGCCCAACCAUAGCGUCGCAGUUGGCAGAAGCCCGUCUCGACACACUCCCGCGCCCCGACGCGCGGCGUCAAGGCACAAGACGCCGCCGCCCGAACACAAAGCAGACACGUCAGAAUGGCCGUGCUCGGAAUGUACGUUCGUAAACGCUGGCACGGCGCUGGCGUGUGACAUGUGCCAGUCGCCCAAAACCAGACUGCUGCCAGCCGCGCCAGACCAGCCCAGCCUGGACGACGACGAUUCACCGGAAGGUUCUGACGGCGAGAGACAAGAGAGUACUCCGAUGGAAAUACUGCGGCUCAGAGAAGAGAGCCAUGCGUGGACGCAGUGGCAAGAAGUUUUGGCUCAAUGUGCAGCGACGGGAGAAAUGUACGUAGACGAGUCAUUUCCUGCCGCGCCCCGCUCGCUGUACUACAGCGGCUCUGGAGAGGCGGGCGGGGCGGGGGGCGCGGGCGCGGCCGCCAGGUGGCUUCGGCCGCAACACAUCCACGUAGACGCUGACCCCAGGCUACCCUGGGUCGUGUUCCGGGACCCACGACCUUCGGACAUAUCGCAAGGUGUUCUGGGCAACUGCUGGCUGCUAUCAGCCCUGGCUGUACUGGCUGAACGCUCAGCGCUGGUCAGGAGUGUGGUGGUGAGGGCUGAGCCGGCUCGAGGCGCGUACCAGCUGCGACUGUGCAAAGACGGCCGCUGGCUGACUGUGACCCUGGACGAUCUGUUACCUUGCAACCGGAAGGGGCACCUGGUCUAUUCUCAGGCUAAAAGGAAACAGUUAUGGGUGCCCUUAAUAGAAAAAGCGGUGGCGAAAUUACAUGGAUGCUACGAAGCCCUGGUUUCUGGAAGAGCUAUUGAAGGUCUUUGUACCCUGACGGGAGCUCCCUGCGAAUCAGUAUCCCUCCAAGCCGGGGGAGCCGGAGGUGGUACGGGGGGCGGAGCGCCCUUGGAACAGUUAGACCGGGACCUGGUGUGGGCUCAACUGUUGUCUUCGAGACAGGCGUGCUUUCUGAUGGGGGCCAGCUGUGGAGGUGGUAAUAUGAAGGUGGAUGAAGAGGAGUACCAGCGUCUAGGGCUGCGGCCGCGGCACGCCUACUCCGUCCUAGAUGUAGUGGAGGUUGCGGGCUACAGCCCUCCUCUACGGCUUCUACGCCUGCGGAACCCCUGGGGCCACUACACGUGGCGCGGCGCCUGGGCCGCCAACUGCCCGCGCUGGACGGAGGCUCUGAGGAGGUCCCUCCCAGCCACCAGUGCGGAUAGGGACCAGGGGGUGUUCUGGAUCAGCUUCGAUGAUGUGCUCAAAUAUUUCGACUGUAUAGACAUCUGCAAAGUGCGCGUGGGCUGGCACGAGGUCCGCCUGGCCGGGAUACUGCCGCCCAUGUCGUCCACGCGGCAUCUAACCUGUCUCCUCCUCACUGCCACGCAACCCACUGAAGUGGACUUCACUCUAUUCCAAGAGGGACAGAGAAACUCGGCAAAAAGUCAGAGAUCCCAACUGGAUCUCUGUGUAGUUGUGUUCAGGACUAAAUCUGGCCCAAGUGCUCAAGUUGGCAAACUGGUUGCACACAGUAAAAGACAGGUGCGAGGAUUUGUCGGAUGCCACAAAAUGCUAGAAAAAGGCUUCUACCUGGUUGUUUGCCUGGCCUUCAACCAUUGGCACACUGGUCUAGAGUUGGCCGAUAGUUCCGCUUGGCCACGCCACGUGUUGGCCGCACAUUCGUCCAAACCCCUGGCCGUGGAGAGACCCUCACUUCACCCCCAUAUCUUAGCGGAUGCCAUCAUUGGCUUAACCUUGGCCAGGGGGCAGAGGCAUGAGGGAAGACAGGGGAUGACUGCCUAUUACUUGACUAAGGGCUGGGCAGGUUUGGUAGUUAUGGUUGAGAACAGACACACAGACAAAUGGAUCCAUGUUAAGUGCGACUGCCAAGAGAGUUACAACGUCGUUUCCACCAGGGGAGAGCUCAAGACUAUUGACUCUGUACCCCCUUUACAUCGCCAAGUAAUAAUAGUGCUUACGCAACUAGAAGGCAGCGGGGGUUUCUCAAUAGCGCACAGAUUAACGCACCGACUGGCGGCCGGAGCUCGUCUGCAGGACUGGGCGCCCAGACCUGACGACGCCCCGCGGCAUCGCCCGCCGCUCGCACGCAGGCUUAGCGGCUUACACGCACCCAGACUCAUCACAUAGGACAUCUGGGCCCAUAACCUGAGGGGACUCAUGAUUCAUCACAGAGGAAUCAUCAACUGAUAAUAUCUGGGCCCAUAACCUAUGUGAACUUCGGACUUAUAAACUAAUAUGUCAGACUUGCUGCUUUUCCGCUGGUUUAGUUGCCUGCACGCUCCCAGACUCAUCACAUAGAACAUCUGGGCCCAUAAGCUGAGAGGACUUUUGACUGGUCACAGAGGAAUCAUUAACUAAUAAUGUCAGGACGACCGUUUGUAUGCAGUCUUGGUCGUCUAGGAUAUCUGGGCCCAUAAGCUGAGAGGACUCAUCACUCAUCACAGAAGAAUCAUCAACUGAUAGUAUCUGGGCCCUUGCUGCGAGGUUUUUCGAAUGCGAAAAUGUGCGUAUUGAUUUCAUAUAUGCGUUAUUGAAGUAGACUUUAACAAGCCUUUAUGUAAAGGGAAAUAAUUUUGAUUAACUACUGUUCUAUUACCCGUGUACUGAUUACUUAAUUGAUUACCCGUGAUUAAUUCCAAUGAUUACCAUUUAUACCCUUUACUAUUCCCAGUAAUUAUACUUUUUUGUAUUACUAUAACUAUUUAUCAUCCCAUAUUCAAACAAAUAAACUAUUUCAUUUCAAUGAUUACCGUUUGUACCUAUGAUUACCGUUGCUAGCUUCGAUUACCAUACACACCCAUGAUUACUGAAAAAUGUUACUGGAUUGAUAAAUUAAAAUAAAACUCGUGUAGUUCGUUUGAAUUUUACAGAAAGAUUUUCUAGCGUAAUAGAAUUUGAGAUAUUACGACGGAAGAGUACUGUUUGUACUUCAAAUCUUAUUGCAAGACCUGAGAUCCUAGUAUAACUUUUCAAGUUUACUAAUGGAUCAAGUGUGUUGAAGUCAAUCUUUGAUUAAGUGAGGACGUUCAAAUAUGUUCUGAUGUCAAGUUUUUUUAAACUGACAACUUGAGUGCAUAACUCUUUCGAGAUCUGUGUUUCUUAACAACUGUAAUUUGGGUAUCUUGAAAAGUGAAUAGGUAUCUUCUAAGAAAAAUUUGUCCCAUCUUAGGCCAUAUCAUCACUUCUCAUCAGGUGUGCUCGUGGUUAAGCGUAUAAUGGACCUACUUAAAAUCAUUUACGCAAGCAAGUUCUGUACUUGCAUAGACCGUAAUUGUAUUUUUGAACUAUAAAUAAAAUAAGAUGAUGCAUAUAGAAAUCACCGUGGGUUAUUUUUCGAGGAGAACUAGUCAUAAGCACAUCCCUACUUCUAGUUUUUUAAGACAUCAUUAAGUAAUUUAAUGUAUAAAUACUUAUAAUAGGUGAUAAUAUCAUCAAUUUUACUGUGUAAUGAAAAAAAUAGAUCUUUAAUACGUAGGUAGUGGCGUUCAUGAUCGGAUUAUUUUCGUUAGGGAAAAUAUUAAACCUGGUUGCUGCUUCCAUAAUAAAUAGAACAAAGUCCAAGUAUUCGCAAGUCCGCUGUUAAGAACUUUGGAUAUGUAUACUGAACAAUGAAACAAUUAUGAUUUUGUGAAAUUGUUGAUUUUACUGGCUUCCCCAGCCCAAACAGUACUUGUACGGAGCGAAGACGUAAUCAGCAAACCAAUCAGGUUUAUCAAUGAUUAAUCUGAUCAAUCAAUAAUCUGAUUGGAUUGCUAAACACAUAUUCGCUUCAGUUGACGGACACUCUUAUAAACUUAACGGCCAGUUCUUAAUUUUAUAUAGAAGCAGCACGCAGGCGAAUCGUAAGCUUAAAAAUGACGAAAACCCAUCUAUGAAUUAAAAAGAAAGAAAGUUUGCCGUCAUCUAAACAAAAACGCGCUUAUGAAGCGACUGUUAAAAGUGAUUCGAAUCAUCUUAAACUUAAUUAUAGGAUCGUUUCGUUAUCGGAUGUAAGCUGUAAUUAUAUUUGGGUUUAAUUUAAAUAUAGAUGUUAAUUUUUUUGAGAGCAGGACAUGACAAUGACAAAGGCUUUAAUUUUAAAGCUGCAGACACACUAUGGAUUGUGGUCUGUUGUAACGCGACAAAAGAACCAUGAAUUUUUUAUGAAGACGUGGACAGUAAUUUAUCGUUCGCUGACGCUUCAGACGCAGUCAAGAUAAUGCUCGUCCACCUGGUGCAAUAUUGUGUUGCAACAUACUACGACAAAAUAAUAUGUCUACGACAAAAUAAUAACUUAACUUUUCUUAUUUUAGAGAUUUUGUUUAAAAUAAAUAGAUAUAUCAAAGUAAUAAUGACAUUCGAGCAUUUUUAUUUGUAUUAUUUUUAAAAUCUAAAACAUGAAGAUUAAGUUUGCGCUUUCAUCUGUUCGUUCGUUACUAUGCGUUUGCGCAUAGUUGAAUCGAUUAAGUUGACAUUUUGUAUAGUUAUUGUUGAGACUUGCGUGAAGAUUGUUGACAUACGAGUAGUAUCAUCAACGUACCGUGUGGUGUGCGAGUUGAAUUGCAACGCAUGCUGAGCAUUAGCUAGUUACAAAUAAAAUUGAUAUACAUAAUUUAUUUACGUUGGAAAUGAUUUUAUUUUGUGAUAUAUUGUUCUACUUUAUUUAAAAAAAUGUAUUCUUGUAAUUCUUCAAUCUCUUCAAUUUUUUAACUUUCGUGAUCUGAUGUAUACUUUUUAGUUGAAUUUCGAACGAAUCAGUGAUUGAAAAUCCUUCGAAUAAUAUUUUGAAAUAAAUCGAUUUAUUUUAAUUUAAUUGAAAUUGAGCCAAACAAAUGCACAUAAUUGUUAUGUUUAUAUUUUUGAUAGAUACUCGAGAAAAUGCAUUUUAUUAUUUAUAUCAAUUAGCAACAAAUUUUGCUCAUAAAAAUGCGAUUUUAUUCUGUUUGCGUAAGAUUAUAGUGCGAUGGAAUCCUACACUUAAAUAUUUACUUAACAAUGCUUUAUUUAAAGACAUUUUCUAUAUCAAUACCAUAUUUUAUGGAGAUCAGCGAUCUAUCCAUUCCAAUACUCAUAAUUUUUAUCGAUUGACUGUUAAAAAUUGUAUUUUUAUACAUUAUUUUAGUGAUACAAAAUACUUGCCAUUAUUUUUUAUUAUUAUUGUACUAAUACUAUAUUUUAAAGUUGAUAGUAUUGCUUUAAAUUGAAAGUUAUUUUUGUUUUAAGGUGUAUGGUUGGUAUGCCUUGAGCCGUACAAUGCAACUCCAAAAGCUGUUUAAAAUAAUUUUAUUCUAUUUAAAGUUAAAGCUUACAAAAGUUGUCAAGCCAGCACGCGGUCCUACGCGGCAAAUAUACAUAUACACCAAGUGGAGUUAGGUUCGCCAAAUACGUUGGAUAAACUAGGCUCUUUAAAUGUGCAAUAUUUUAACUGAUUCAUUAUUUUUUCUCGAAUCUUUUAUUUUCACUCGAACGAUGGCACAAGAAUGGCACAUUUAUAAUUUUUAUUUAACGAAAAACCUUUCAUUAUAGAAUGUAAUAGCUAUAGAAUUAUAGAUAUUAGACAGAGUAUGUGCGGCACAAAAGUUUGGGUACACUAAGAAAAUAAGAGGUAUAUUUUGACAAAUCUUUCCAAAUAGUUUGACAAAAAACGUGUUUGAUUCACGGUCUACGGAGCCCUAAGCAUCGUUACUGAAGAUGACUUGAGCCUUGAUGAAACCAUCAUGUAACUAGAUUUGGUUUGAAUCUGUCAACUUUAAUCUGGGCAGUUAAAUGGAAAAUGUGCAAAGCUAAACUUUGAUAGAUUAACAUCAAAUCUAGUGAAGCAUUUUCAUACUAAAAGAAAUACACUCAAGUCGAUGUCUAGCAGGCUUACUUACAAAAGUUUAUAAAUUUAAGACAAGCUAUUUUGUAUCUUAUUGUUGUGCAUAUAAAGUCACUUGUAGUUUGUGUCGCACAGACGUUAGUUGUAAAUUUUUCAUCGGCACCUGUAAAAAAAAUCCUAAUUCACGAGGUCAUAAAAAUCAUAAUUGUAGCACGAGUGUGUAGUAAAUAAUGGUUAAUAAGUAAUUUGUACACAAACAAUAAGCUUUUAUAAGAAAAAGUGUUGAUCGUUUUUUGGGAAGUUGUUUUUUCUCACGGUUUAAUGUUAAGGGUUAUUUUUAUGUGUAAUGUGCCAUAAUCGAGGUCUAGAGGCUAUUUAGUUGCGCAACAGUUGCGCUACUAUGUAAGCGACUUUUAGUUGACGUUUUUGAUAUACUAAAUAUUAUCCUAGCGGGCCUCCUAGAUUUGUUUUGUUUCUUGCUUCUUGUAUAUUUCAACAUUGUAUGAAAUAGUAAUAAUAUAAUAUUAUAUCUAUACCACAUAGUGCGCUAAUUUGUAUACGAAUAUUAUACACCUAGGACUUGAGGUAUAUCUUAAAAUAAAAAAAUGAGCUAGUUUGACAAAUUGAAUAAAAAAUAUUGCAAAGUUAAGUAAAAUAUUGACACCUCAAGGUCUCCGGUGUAUGAAACACCUUAUAUAAUUAAUUCAUUAUAGGUAUUAUCUAUUAUUUAUAAUAGUAUUUUUAUCGCCGGGUAAAUACUGGUUUUAAUUCUUAUUAAUCUGUACUGAAGCAAGAAGCAAACGCUUAACGAAUUUUGAUAUCACAUUUUUUAUUUAUUGACUAUCUACUUGAAUCGUAGUGAACUCAGAGUAAAGAUUAAGCUAUAGAGCACGUUCUUUUUUCAAUAUAUUUUAUUCCAUUUUCGUGACAAUUUUUAUUGGGAACAUACUGAACCUCACUAAAUUUCUGCACUGGAAAUCAAAUCCUAAUAUUUCUUAUGAGCAGAAAUACAUUAAAUACAUCCAACAAAGUUGGGUAUUUUUUUUGUGGUUGUAUAAAAUCUGUUCGAAACAUAAUGACCGUUCAAGUAUAUUUUUAUCGCCAUGAUACCGUUUCUCCUUGUAAUAUUACCAGUGAUUACUGUUUACCACUUUGUUUACAGUGCGUCCCUAGGAUUACCGGUUACACAAUUGAUUACCGUCGAUACCCGUGAUUACUGUUUAUACCCAUGAUUACCAGCGAUACCCAUAGUUACUGUUUAUACCCAUGAUUACCGUUGAUGCCCGUGAUUACCGUUAAAUCCGUGAUUACUGGUAGCUGCUCUAUGUCGUAUGUUUACUCUGAGGUAGUGAGGUUGUUUUGUAGCAAAAAGACGCUUAUUUUACGUGUUAGCGGAUACGUGAAUGCAUGUUAUAUUACUUAAACAAUAAGGGAAUAAAAUUAUUUAAAUUUGA